Anolis sagrei ordinatus is the source of this 1627-nucleotide messenger RNA. RefSeq names its product solute carrier family 2, facilitated glucose transporter member 11-like. The record is from RefSeq and is a predicted model, not a curated record. Lineage: Eukaryota; Metazoa; Chordata; Lepidosauria; Squamata; Anolidae. Gene Ontology annotation, cellular component: plasma membrane. Gene Ontology annotation, biological process: monosaccharide transmembrane transport. Gene Ontology annotation, molecular function: hexose transmembrane transporter activity.
AUGGCGGCUUCUUUCCUGGCCGAACUGGCGCAGCACCGCUGCCUCCUGUUCCUGAUUGUCAUUUUGGGAUUUGGAGGAAACCUUUUGGUGGGAUUCCAGGUCUCCGUCAUCGCCUACCCUUCCCAGGAUGUCCAGGCCUUCCUGAAUGCGUCCUGGGUCCGGCGUUUUGGGGCGCCUCUCUCCCCGGAGACGCUGACCCUCCUCUGGUCCUUCGUGGUCUCCGUCUUCUGCCUCGGAGGCCUCUGUGGCAACCUGGGCAGCGGGGCCCUCCUCCACCAAUGCGGCAAGAAGAAGGCGCUGCUGUGGUCAGAUCUGCUGGUCAUCCUGGGCGCUGUCCUGAUUGGCUUUAGCCAAAUGGCCGACUCCGGCGAGAUGCUGCUGGCCGGGCGCUUCUGCUACGGAGUGUCCGCAGGGAUCUGCAUGAACACGAUUGGCCCUUACUUGGCGGAGAGUUCCCCGCAGAGGCUCCGGGGAUUCGCCAUCACCGCCUCCGUCGUCUUCUUCUCGCUGGGGAAGGUCCUGGGGCAGGUCAUGGGGCUCAGGGAGGUGCUGGGAGGCCCCUCGCGGUGGCCGCUGCUGCUCUCCCUGAACGGGGGCCCCGCCUUGGCCCAGCUGCUGCUGCUCCCGCUCUUCCCGGAAACCCCUCCGCACCUCCUGCUCCAAAAUGGGGACAAGGAAGCCUGCCUCAGGGCCAUGCGGACGCUCUGGGGCCCCAACUGCGGACACCGCCACGAGGCCCAAGUGGAGGAGAUUCUGCGGGAAGCGGAGGCGGACGCUGCAGACGGGAAGCGGAAGUGGGGGGCCCUGGAGGUCCUGAGGGCCCCCGCCCUGCGCAGACCACUGGCCCUCGCCCUCCUCCUCGUCCUCGGCCUCCAGCUCUGCGGACUCAGCGCUAUCUACUUCUACGCCUUUGACGUCUUCCGCACGGCGCGCAUCCAGGAGGGCCUCAUCCCCUUCGUGACCCUGGGCACCGGCGCCUGCGAGUUCCUGGCCUCCAUCCUCUGCUCCACCAUCAUCGACCGCUUUGGCCGCCGGAUCCUGCUCUGGGGCGGCUUCCUGAUGAUGGGCCUCUCCAUGGCGCUCCUCAUCCUCGCCCUCUUCUUCCAGGACCGCCUUCCUUGGCUCUCCUACUUCUGCAUCGCCUUCAUCUUCCUCUUCGUCGUCUUCUAUGCUGUUGGUCCUGCGGGGGCCACCUUCGCCUUCAUGAUGGAGAUCUUUGGCCGUGCAGUCCGGCCGCCGGCACUGGUCAUCCUGGGGACCAUCCUCUGGUUUGGACUCUUCCUCUCUGGAAUGGGCUUCCCCGUCUUGGUGGAGUCAAUGGGAUACUUCUGCUUCCUGAUCUUCUUGGCAGUGGAUGCUGGGAUCGCCGCCUUCGUCUACUUCUUCUUCCCGGAAACCAAAGGGAGAUCCAUUACGGAAAUUACCAACGAACUUCAGGGGAUUAAUUUGAGGGGCAAACGAGCCCCGGGUGGCAGCCUUUGCACUAAAUUAUGAAACAAACAAAGAGAAUUAAAGGGACAAAAGGGACCACAGAAGGCCAUCCAGUCUGACCCCCAGGAAAGAAUCAAGAGACCCCCAAAUGGCAUUGUUGUUGUUUUAUUUACAAGGCAAAUGGUAUCCACUAGGG